Messenger RNA from Alexandromys fortis (reed vole), 1341 nucleotides. RefSeq names its product rho GTPase-activating protein 21-like. The transcript is spliced from 5 exons. The record is from RefSeq and is a predicted model, not a curated record. NCBI's taxonomy places the organism in Eukaryota, Metazoa, Chordata, Mammalia, Rodentia, Cricetidae. Gene Ontology annotation, biological process: Golgi localization. Gene Ontology annotation, molecular function: protein binding. Bases 857 to 1225 code for a protein of 122 amino acids.
UUUUCAUUCUUGGCUAUUGGUUAACUAUUCUGGUCCGGAGCCGUCAGACCCGGCAUCUCUCAGGGUUACUGAAAAUGGUCUAGUUAAUUUCCGUCCUCUAAGUGUGAAGGUUUGGUUGUGAAUUCUUUCAUUGUAAGGAACUAUAAACUAAGGUUCAGGUUCUUCUCUACAAGUUUCAGAGAGUGCUUUAAACCUGGAAAAGAAACAGGACCCUAGGCAGUGGGUGUGGAACGGGGAGGAGUCUUCAGAAGAUAAUUGCAGCAAAGAAGAAAAAGGUAGCACGUCCCACAGUGUCGUCUUGUUUUUGUUCUGUUCUCUCAGGAUGGUGGUGACAAAUGAUCAGACACAAAAGCUGGCAGUGCUCUGCCAAAAAGAGGAUCAAAAUGCCCCUCAACAGCAUCACCGGGAGGACAGAGACCGGGAGAAGGGGUGUGCUUAAGAGGAGAGGACUGCGGUGACAAGGCGCCAAGUGCUACGGUCGCAGCUAGGUGCUCCUUCAAGGAUCAGAGUUGGAAGGAUCCCCGAAAGCCGACGCCAGAGCAGCCCACUAGGAUUUUUGUCUGCCUUCGAGUAGCACCGCUUGGAAGUAGACUUCUCUCUGCCCUUGGCGUCCACCCGCCCUGCCAAGGAAACCUGUCGCCCCUGGACUCUGUCUGGAGCAAUGAAGAGGGCGAAUUCUCUUGAAGAGGGCGUUUGAAGGGGCUUCCUGCAAAUCUUUCUUAUCGCUCGUUGUUGGACCAGUUCCUUCCCUGCUUCACCUCAGAAACCUGCUGUGGAAUUGGCCCCCUUUUGGUGUGUGGUGGCUCCUCUUCAAUGUGGACUCCAAAGAAUUUGUCCCUUUACAGUUUGAAAUGAAAUGAUGGCCACACAUUGGACUGGUCUGCCGGAGGGAGAUGGUGACAAACUCAAGGCCUGUGGGGCCGCCUCUGCCUGUGAGGUGUCAAAAAAUAAAGAUGGAAAAGAACAAAGUGAAACCGUGUCACCAUCUGAAGAUGAACUGUUCUCCUGGCCAGGUCCAAAAACAGUUAUGUUGAAGAGAACGUCGCAAGGCUUUGGCUUUACCUUGAGACACUUCAUCGUUUAUCCCCCAGAGUCUGCCAUUCAGUUUUCAUAUAAGGAUGAAGAGAAUGGAAACAGAGGAGACACACAUCAUUCGUGUUGUUCCUGUUUCCCUGGUCAUUUUAUUUGCAUCAAGACAGCACCGCUUUUGAUUGUUUUGGUUUGAGAGGUGGCUUUAUCCUGCAGCGUAUUCUUCCAUUUGUUCACGAUACCUUGCUGGGCUGAGGUGUAAGUAACUUGGUGCUUUGUCUCCGACUCAGCAUUAAACCCACAAACAGGAAA